AUGACCAAGCCAGUGCUGUACACGAUCCACCUGAGUCCACCUUGCCGGACGGUGGAACUGUGCGCCAAAGCUCUCGACGUUGAGCUGGAGUUGAAAGAGAUGGACCAUGGUGGGGAACAUCUGAAGCCGGAGUUCCUCAAGAUAAAUCCGCAACAUACAGUUCCCGUACUGGAUGACAAUGGUACAAUAGUUUGCGAAAGUCAUGCCAUCAUGAUCUAUCUGGCCACCAAGUAUGGCAACGGGGACAGCCUCUUGUAUCCACAAGAACUCGCAGAACAGUCCAAAGUAAACGCAGCGUUGUUCUUCGAAAGUAGCAUGUUGUUCCCUCGAAUGAGAGCCAUUUUCGUGAGUCAAUUUCAAAGCUUAUUUCGAAAUCGAUUGCAGAAUGUUAUCUCUGAUUUUUUUUAUUUUUGCACAGGACCGAUUUUCUUCUGCGGCAGCAGUGAAAUUCCAACCGAGAAGGUGGAGUACAUACAGAGGGCAUACAAACUGCUGGAGGAUACGCUGGUGGAUGACUACGUCGUUGGUAACUCGAUGACCAUUGCGGAUUUCAGCUGCGUUUCGACCAUUUCCACUGUGAUGGGUGUAGUUCCUUUGGAUGAGGCCAAGUACCCGAGGAUCCAUGCCUGGUUGGAGCGGAUGAGGUCGUUACCUUACUAUGAGGAAGCUAAUGGGGGUGGCGCUGUACGGAUGGCCCAGGCUGUGUUGGCAAUGAGGGAGAAGAAUGCCCAGUAGAAGGCUUGAAGCGUCGUCAGUUGGGAGUUAGAUGUGGUAAGGAGAUUGAAUUAUAAUC
Aedes albopictus (Asian tiger mosquito) is the source of this 793-nucleotide messenger RNA. Its product is annotated as glutathione S-transferase 1. NCBI's taxonomy places the organism in Eukaryota, Metazoa, Arthropoda, Insecta, Diptera, Culicidae. Gene Ontology annotation, biological process: glutathione metabolic process. The record is from RefSeq and is a predicted model, not a curated record. Gene Ontology annotation, molecular function: glutathione transferase activity.